Podarcis lilfordi (Lilford's wall lizard) is the source of this 30703-nucleotide messenger RNA. NCBI's taxonomy places the organism in Eukaryota, Metazoa, Chordata, Lepidosauria, Squamata, Lacertidae. The record is from the annotation of a GenBank genome assembly.
AUGCGCAGUAUAUUUCCACCUCAUAAAAUCCCCGAGGAAUCCAAGAAUUCCACAGGGCAGAAAGGUGUGAUUUCAAGAGGGCUGAAACCCCCACACUUUGUAGUUUAGAAAUUAAGCACAAGAUGGAUAAGUACACAAAACUUCCUGUAGUUCUUGCUCUCUACCCAGGAAAUUCGGAUAUGGUUAGAGUUAUUGAAUAGUGAAGGAAAGGCUCUCUACACAGUCUGUAUUGGCAUUACCGUUACUUCGUAAUUAAUGUAUCAGUGCAGUAUAGCUUUAGGGAAACUUUUAAUGACUGUAAAUCAUCUUCUUUUUUAGCUGUAGGUUAUUGCAUUACCCAUGACAAUCAAUUUAGAAAUUCAAGAUCAGUCUCACUGGUACCAAGAUGUCAAGAUUUAUUCAUUUUAUUCGUCAUAGCCACCGUUUUAAAAUGAUGACCAAAUGAUAAGAUUAGAAAUAGAACCCAAAAUAAGUAUCAACCUGGGCACCUUGGAAUUUGUUUUUGUUAUUAAAAAGUCUCUGGAAAUACAUUGGUGUUAUAAAGAUGUCUGGAGAUAUGUGGUUUUUUAAAAAAGAUGUUGUACAGUCUUUGUGAAAACAUUUUAUGUACAGUAACAGCAAUUGUGUCAGUUGUUCCUCGUUCUCUCUCCCUCCCAAAUUCAGGAAAUAAAACUGCAUGCAAGUUUAGUUCCUGAAUCUUUAAUGAAAUCUCCUUUUCGGUCACAAAGUAACAAUUAUAGGGAGCAAUCUCUUGCUAGGGGAGAGCUACUCUGAAUAGCUUCCUUUGACUGUAUCUCCGCAGAUGUAAUCCAAAUAACGCUCAAGUAUAAUUAAGCUCUUGAAAGUUAUUAGAUGAGCAAGUCAGCGACAGAAGCGAAGGCAUAUUUUGCUGCAGUGAUCCAGCCGCCUUCUCUUUUUUUCCCAAUGGCUCAGCACGUUUUAUCUUUCGAAAUAAAAUUGAAAAUAAAAUACAAACGCUUCAAGGAUAGGAAAAAAAGAACUGCAAGCUGAAAAGUGGACGUUUGGUACUUCAAAGGAAGCGCCAACAACGAGCGCCAAUGAAUCGCACCCCAAAGCCUGCGCAAAAAGAAAACUACGAUUCCCCCUCCUCUUUCCACCUGUGGUUGCGAGAAGGCCAAAGCAAUUGCAUGCUGGGAGUUGUAGUCCUCUCGAUGUUUCCCAGCGUCGUUUGUCAAAGCGUCCAAUGGCUCUUUCCUCCAGGAGGGGCGGGUUAAGCCCGUCGAAUGCUUAUUGGCUCUCGCAACUGCCAGUCUUUAAUAGCAACUGUUGAUCAUAGCAACUGAACGACGCCUGCUGUAGGAAGGCGGCAUUCAGAUUGGGAAGCGGACGGAGGGUGGGGGACGCUGCAAAGCAGGUAAGGAGCGGAGAGGAACCGGGCCAGUGCAACUCCGGGCGGGGGGACAGCUGCGUUGGGGCAUCCCAAGUCGCCCGUGGAGCCAGCUAGGUCGCUGACCGGGAGCUUGCAGGUUGCAGCCAGAGUGAGCAAACAUGCCCUAAUUCUUUAUCCGUGAUAUUCCUUCAAAGGCUUUCGUUUCAUGGCCGUCUCAUCUAAUUCCUUAGAAAUGCACCUUCAGCAGUGCUGUGCAUGCCUGGUCACCAAUCUGAAUAUACUAUUGCACCCAGUGCUAUUUUUCUAGGGAAAAGAGGUGCUGGAACUCCUCAUGAACGCCUCCCUUGUUCUCUUAUAAUGGCAAUGGCGCCCACCGGUGAGUUCCAGCUGGGGGAAAAAAACUCUGAAUGCACCCACUGCAUAGAUGGGGAACUGAUGGCUUGCUCUCAUCCUGUCCUGAUCUAAACACUCAGCUAGCCCAUAAUUAUACUUCAAGUUUAGCUUGGCAUCUGUUUAUGUGAACUCAGGGCCGACCUACACUGUGCUACUUCCCUCUGGCUUAAGGAGGAGGAAGACACAGAAUUGCUUGAUUCAGGAUUUCCCAAACUUGGGUCUCUGACAAGAGCAGGAGACUCUUCAUUCAUCUGGCAAAGUCUUUUCCAGAGCUACUGACUGGGAAGAGGCUAUUGUGAAGGCUUAUUGACUACAAUGGCAGCACAUUCACACAGGGAAUUUACCGAUUAGUUCAAGACUAAUCAGCUGCACCUGCAAGUGAAGUGAUCAUUUUCAACACAUGUGUCAGGGUAGGGGAAUUACAGAGUCAAGAAAAGUAGUAAUCUGCAUAGGGCAGGUUUGGGGAACCAGUUCCUCUCAAAAUGUUGCUGAACUGCAACUGCAGUUAUCCCUGGCCAUUGGCCAUGCUGACUGGGACUGAUGGGAGUUGGUGUCCAAUGACUUCUGGAAGGUCACACAAGUUCCCCUGUCCCUGACACUGAGGAAUACUACACAAAACCAGGGCUUUUUUCCACUGCAACUCAGUUCCAGCACCUCUCAAGUGGGCACCAUUGCCAUUAUAAGAGAAGAGUGGAAGCAUUCGUGUUGAGUUUUGGCACACCUCUUUUUCUAGCACUGCACAAAACUGAUCCUAAAGAAAGGAAGGGAGGGGGAAAUAAAUAAUUAAAUCACACAUUAUGGUUGCGGGAUCAGUAAUAGGUCAGGAGAUAUAGCCUGAUAAUGGCCCAGAAAAACUGGUUGAUGUUUUCUCAGUCAGAGUGACUGGUUGGGAGAGAUAUGAAGAUUUCUCAAGCAUUAAUUUUGCAUGUGACAUAUGCCUGUCACAAAGAUGUUUCAAAGAAGGCAAAGUUUUUUUAAAAAAAGAGAACUAAAGAAUCUAAAAAAAAUAUUGUUUCGAUCUGCACUCAAAAACCCUUACUAUUCUCUACCCCACAUGGCAUCUAUAAAACAUAUAUCUGUAGUGAAAGUUGCUUAAAUUUGUUUCUGGGUAAAUCUGAAAAAAAAAUGUACAAGCAGAUUACUUCCAGAGGGUUAGUGAUAUUUUGCUGCAGCAAACGAAACCAAAGAAACUUGUGGCGCUUUAAAGAUUAACGAAAGUAUGGUGACACAAAUGUACGUGCAUCGCAGUGCAUUUCAUCACAUGCUGCUGCUUGUCUGGCAGUGAUAUUCUGAGCAUAUUUCCUGUUGCAAAGGCACAAAGUAGCACAGCAGUCCAAUGCACAAUGUAAAUCCAUUCAGUAACAAACAUGUAAAAUGAUUAUCACCUGCAGGAUUACUGUGUGCAGUUGUGUAGAGAGCUACAGCCUAAAAUGAUAUGACCAUGGUCUGCAGCCUCUGAUAUUUAGUACUAAACCCUCUCUUUCAUACAGACCAUGGUGAAGAUCCCCCACUUUCAUUUCCAAAUGAUACAGGAUUCCGUUCCACAUGAUGCAAAAUAUUGAAAAGAUUAACCUGACUUGAGUACUGUUGUCACCUUAAGUAUAUUAGCAGCAAGGCCUUCCUAGGGCAAGUACACAGCAGUUGUCUUCACAGGAAGCUCAUUGGAGGGGCUGGCUGGCUAGUUAAAGGACACCUGUCUUAUUUUGUAGUUUUCUGCUUGUGUAGAGAUUAUCCCCAUAGUAACCUUGUGAGGUAGGCCAGGCUGAGAGACUGUGGCUGGCCCAAAGUCACCCUGGUUGAAACCUGGUCUCUCCGGUUCUGGCCAACACACUAAUCUCUACAUCACACUGACUCUCUUUACCCCAGUUUUUGACAGCGCUCUCUCUCUCUCCUCUUCCAUUCAUGAUGCGCUCACUGAAAUUGUUGAGUUUCUCCCCAUUCAUACCUUCAUUUCCCAUUACCUGGAUUCACAAACUGGGUUUUUAGAAAUUAUGGGCUUUCAGAAAAAAAUACCAGAGGAGUCAUAGAAAUAUAUUGUGUGACUGCUGUACAAAUUUCAAGGUUAAAAUUAAAACACUCAGAUAUUAGAUCACUUCAGUAUUCAGAUAUUAUAUCUUUUCAGACUUUAGCUGUAAAAAUACGAGGCAGUUUGUUUUCUGACAGAAGCAUGGAUCUUCAAGGACUGAGAUGUCAAGUACAUUUGUUAAAAAGAACUUCAUGUUUUACACCUGUGUAUUCUGAUGAUUCAGUUCUUUCAUAAUGAAAUAAAUUACAGUCUUUAAUGGGUACUGCACAUAAACGUGAUGUUUAAAUAGUUCAAUCUGGUCACUGAUUAAUCGUUCUUUCUUCUUGGUACAGACAUCAUCCAUGUCUUUGCUGAUAACUAAUUAACUUUCCUCCCCUUGAGCACCUAGCAACAUGGUAGUUUAGUUUCAUAAAGCUAACUAUUUCAGCCCAUUAGAUAAUUAGAAGAACAUACUUCUCUGUUUUUGUUACUUUUAUGUCAAUACAAAAUACUUAAAUACAAAGUUAACAGCCGCCUGUAGUUCUGCUAAUGCACUGUCAGUUCUAAACAUUAUUUCAUGACUCAAGAUUUAGGUUGGCCAAAUGCACAACUACAAACACCUGGGCUAAAACGCUUAACAGUUACCUUUCGCUCAGAUGACAGUGUCAUGGAAAAGUGUUUUUAAUUAGCCCAAAGCUGGGGGGGGGUUUGAGCAAAAUAUAAUUAUAUUUUUGAGCUGCGGUUCCAAAAGACCAAACAUUGUCUACCUAAAUAAAGGUUGUAGGGAAACAGUAGAGGCCCUUAGGAGCCUUGGUCACAAUCUAUUGGGAAUUUUUUCCACCUCAAGUGAACUGCAUUAAUUUUUAUCAUUCUGUUCCACAGCACUCAUGUCAAAGAGUGCAGGAGGAGUUUAAAGAGCUGUUCCCUUCUAUUGACUCAGAGUAAAAAGAUUGUGGCAGGACCUUUUCAUAAACCACACCCUCAGAUCUAGUUGUUCUUCUGUAAUCUUGGUUGUGUCAUGUCUGGCUGUGGUUACUGAACUAAGGGAGUUAUUUAACAUGCACAAAGCUAUUGUGAUUAUUUCGCAUAUUACAGGGCAGAAGUUCUAGCACUUAAAAUAGGUCCUGAUGGUUGAGGGUUCACAUAUAACCCUGUGAAGAUGCUCCUUUGUGCCUUCCACCAUGGACCAAAAUCAUCACGCUUCUAGAAGGCUAUGUCUGUAUUUGAGCUUUUGGGGUGUGGUUCGUACGAUUAUGCAGUUUCUAUUUUGCCCUACUUUACAUAGCUCUGGCUAUUUCUUAACACUGUCUGCCCAGCCAUCCAACAUUAUUGAUUGUAGCCAUUAGCUACUGAUGCUGUAUUAAUGAGCUCCUCUCACUCAUUCUUGAUAUCUGGUAUUUUCUUUCCGCUUUCCAAAGUUUCAGCACUCAAAAAGAAGGGUCAGAGUUACAUGCAUUUUUUAACAAGUCAACAAAAACAAUACACCAUAGCUUUAGGGCAUCAGUUUGAUAAGUAGCUGUUUUAGGAACUUUCUGCCUUGCCUUGUAAACCGCUUUUCUAAAAUUAGCUCUGUGAUUAAUCUCAGAAACGCCAGUGUUGUCUUUGUUCAUGUGACUAGACUGUUUGGAUGACUUGAGAGAGAAGCAAAUCACAUGUUCCAAUCUGUGGUUAUUCCAGUUCUCUGUAAAGUGGUGAUUGACAGCUUCCCUAGCCACCAAUUUGAUGCUUGGGUCAUCCUUUGUGAUUUUUCCGGACCCUGGAAGUAUGGUUGCCAUCUUUCAAAAAGAGAAGAUCUGGACACAAAAGUUGUUGAGCUUUCUUUGGCAAAGUUUGUCUGAGUUUUCCUGGACGUUUCAGCAAUUUCCACUGUUUCUGGGGCUGGGUACCACCUAUGUCUGGGAAAUUCUGGACAUAUGGCAAACCUACCUGAAAGUCACACAGGGAAAGAAGAGAGUAUUUGCUCAAAUCUCUCCCUGUGACAUCAGGCUUAGCACUUAACUUGGGUUGGAUCGCAUUCUAUAUCUCCCAUCUCUUUUGUUAUCUGCUUGUUAGAAUUCAGUUUCUGGUAUAGCGUUGGGUUAAACACGGUGACACUUUGAAAAAUAAAUAAAAACAGUGACUCAAAUUAUGAAGCUGCUAUUUCGUUUCCUGUUAUGCACAUCAUUUCCACAUGAUGGUGCUGGAGUUAUUCCCCCCCCCAUACACUUUAAAAAAAUCUUCCUCCAUUCAUCUUUUCUGUAUAAGCAAUUCAUUAAUGCUUCGUUCUUAAGAACAGAAGCAGCUGCUUUAGCAGAGCUAUGAUUUCUAUUCAACUAGCUUGAUGACUUUAGCAGCCCCUUGCCUAGACCCCUGUCUUAUCAUCGUGGAAUCACUGAGUUGUAAAGGACUGUGCAGUCAGUCAUUUAGUCCAACCCGGCUUUGCAAUUAGGUGUGUUGAUAGUCUCAGGAGUGUUAAUGAAACAGCAUGUAACUUAAUAUAUUUGCCCUAAGCAACCUUGAAAGGUCACAGAGGGACACUCAAAUAGCGCAUAGCUAUGCUCAACCCAAGGAGCAUCCUCUGUACUUUUUUAUUAUUAUGCAACCCUGCAAGCCAAGGAGAUAAGUAACUAAUAUGGCCUUUAGAAGAAGGCAGCCCUGUAUAGGGAAGGGUUUUGGGUUUUUUUAAGUUUAAUGUUUUGUUAUGUUUUUAUAUAUGUUGGAAGUCACCCAAAGUGGCUGGGGCAACCCGGGCCUCUGAUGGACAGGGUAUAAAUAAUAAAACUGUUGUUGUUUGUUGUUACGGAAUAGAAUAUCCCUGUUUUCAUCAGAGAAAUAUCGGAGGGCAUGUUACAGUUGUACACCACCCUUCCUCCAAAACUAGCCUAGAGUGGCAAAUCUGAAAAGCAAUUUCAAUACAGAUUCAGACUCGGAAAAAUCGGAGGGAGGCAGGAAGGCUUGUUGGAAGGUAUUCAGUAGGUGCCAAAAGAAAACAAAGAUGGUGCCUUUCAGGGAAGGGGGAGGGAUUGCACAGCACUAAAGGCCCAAUUUCUUGUGCAGAGCCGACCUGCUGUUAAGAUGGCAUCUGCAGGAAGCCCUAGCCUGUUGAGCACAGUGAUCAGCUGGGUAUAUAAAGAGUGAGGCUAUCUUUCAGCUAUUCUGGUCCCAAGCUGUAUAGGGCUUUGUUCACCAAAGCAGUAUCUUCAGCUUGACCUGGCAGCUAAUUGGCAACCAGUGCAAGUCUUUCGACAUUGGGGUGACAUGUUGGCAACGUCCCGCCCCAGUGAGUGGUCAAACCACUGCAUUUUGCAUCAGCUGAAGCUUCCGGACCAACCUCAAGGGCAGCCCCACAAAGAGUGCAUUGCAGUAAACCAGUCUGGAGGGGACCAGCACAUGGAUGACAGUGAUGAGGUAAAAUGUACUCCUAGUCUGGGCCUCUAGCGAUAGAGGUGAAGCCAGGAGCACCCCCCAGACUAUGAACCUUCACUUUCAGGAGGAAUAUGACUCCAUCAAAAGCAGGGAAUGCACACUCGGAAACCUCAGAGUCAGUUUAUUGGACCUCAUCCAGGCUGAGUCCAGGCUCCUUUGCAAGGAAUUUUGGGGUGCAGGUUUUUGGAUUUUACCGCUUGGAGCAGCAAAAUUACUUGGGCUAAACUGAAGCAAACAUCGUUCUGCCUCAGUAGCACAAAAGGCAACCUUUGCCUUUCAGCUGUUUUGGACUACAACUCCCAUGUCUCAGCCAGCACUGUCACGCAACUAAUGGGAUGUAACUAUCAUGUUAUGAAUGAGUUUUUAAGCCACCCCCCUGAAUUCCGCCUCAUUAUCCACAUUGAUGUGCCAUCUAUUUUCCAGGCAGAAAUCUUUCAAAAUGGCUGAAAGCGCAGAGACUCCCGUACCGCGUUCUGCUCCUGGUUCAGCGAAGAAACCUAAAGCUAAAGGAUCGCCGAAACCUAAAAAGUCACCCAAAGGAUCGCCAAAAGGCUCACCCAAAGGGAAGCAAAGAAGUGCUGGUAAGUAUAAUACUGCAGAACUGUGGAACUAAAGAAAGUAAUUUGUCGGGAAUUUGGAUGCCAGGCAACAAUACGUGUGACAGUAUGCCCAACAACAUUUCUCUGUGAUGUUUUCAUGUACAGUCGUACCUUGGUUGUUGAACGGAAUCGGUUCCAGAAGUCAUUUUGACUUCCAAAAAUGUUUGACAACCAAGGCACGGCUUCUGAUUUUCUGAGUUUCCUGCAGCCAGUUAGAAGCCAUGGAAGCUGCGUGGGACGUUCGGGUUCCAAAGAACGUUCACAAACCGGGACACUCACUUCCGGGUUUGUGGUGUUAAGGAACCAAAACGUUCGAGUUGCAAGGCAUUCGGGAUACAAGGUAUGACCGUACUCAAAAGCUGAAGGUUUUCAGUUAUUGUUGAUGGCUCCCCCACCCCUCCAUUUCAGCUAAGACAGCUCCUUGAAAAGGCCGGGGCGAAACUCAACAUGUUGCAGAAGCGAAAGUGGUAAGUUCAGUGGGUUGGGUCCUCAGAAUAAUCAGAUGAAGGAAGCACACGUGGAAGUAAGUUGCACCUUCCCCCAACCCCCUCUUCACCACAAUCCCCUGCACUUCCUGAAAAAGUUGGAGGAUUGGGCAAAAUUGGGUAGCUUUGCAUUGGCUUUGUGGUUUUAGACAGUUCUCCCUUUUCCCCUACGGAGUCUACCAUACCCCAUCCCAAGCCAUGCCAAGUUCUGUGAUAGGAAAAGAGGGCAGCAGUAGAGUUGGGAGGGCAGAUGCACACAUGACUCACCCCUCCCCCCAAAAAAGAUCCUGGAAACUGUGGCUUCCCCUUCACAGAACUACAGUUGCCAGUACGCUGAACAAACUAAAGCUCCCAGGAUUCUUUGUGAGGGGUGUCACCUGCUUUAAAUGUGUGUUGGUUGUGCUUUAAAUGUAUCAGUGUAGACCUGCCCUCCCGAGUUUCUAAAACUUUCCUUCCAUGAUUUUUCUUCCAUUGUGUUUUUUGGGAUCCAAUGCGUUGUUGGGAAUUAUUAGGAAAGGGCUGAAAAUGUAUCUGCCAGUAUUAUGUACACACACACACACACACACAGAGAGAGAGAGAGAGAGAGAGAGAGAGAGAGAGAGAGAGAGAGUUUGGCCACAUUUGGAGUAAUGUACAUUUGGCUAUUAUUAUCUUGUCUGGGGAAAAUAUAUAUAUAUAUCAUAUAGCACUGGCUAUGAAAAGAACAACCGAAAUGAUAAAAGUGCAACUUUAAAGUGUUUCGGGGCCUUUUAAUUCAGGAAAAAAUAUUUUGUGGGGUGCAUGAGAAAGGUUUAUGAAGUUGCGAAUGGAAGAGAUUUUAGCAGCCGCAGCCCCCAGGCUAGAGCUCACCCACUGAAAUUGAUUGACGAAAGGAGGUUUUAAAAUGGAAUUCAACAAAUUCAUGGGGUAUACUAGUCCUCAUCAUUUUAUGAAACCUCCAGGUGGAAACAGAAUUAUAGCUUUUUUAUUUUAAAGCGCCUUAAAAAUGUACUGUACACAGAUCAGAAGCAUGAGAUCGUGUCCACAGGCUUACAAUCUAAAAGUCAUGAGGGAAAAAAGGGAUGGGGAGAGAAAAGGAAAACAAGCAAACUCAGAUAGUGUAAUACAGUGUGACCUCUGAAUAAGAGAUACUGGAGAAGACAAUGGUGUGAGUGGGUUGUUCAUGCCUUCGGUUCCAGAGGAUACUUGACAAGAAUUUGCCCUUGGUCUGCUUCAGCAGGGCUCUUCUUAAUGUUCUUAUGCUAAGACCCCACUUUAUCUCAUUUCAGCAAAAAAAGAUGAAGAAGUGGAUUUAUCGAUGGCAAGCAUGGGUAAGUUCGACACGGAAAAAACAGUUUUUGAAGAAUAUGCAGCAGACAUAGAGUCUUAAGGCCAUAAGACUAGCUGUGAAAGGAAAAAAGAAAUAUUUCUCUUCAGAAGCUGCAUCUUCUGCCUUUUAGCUAUGGGGAAAAUAACACAGAACACAUGUCCGUUUGAGAAGUUGUAGGAAAGAGGAGCAGAUCAUUAGCUGGGAUUCAUAAGUGCUAAGUAGAAUACAGUAGAAUACAGUGUACAGUGGUACCUCAGGUUAAGAACUUAAUUCGUUCUGGAAGCCCGUUCUUAACCUGAAACUGUUCUUAACCUGAGGUACCAAUUUAGCUAAUGGGGCCUCCCGCUGCCGCAGCCACGCAAUUUCUGUUCUCAUCCUGAAGCAAAGUUCUUAACCCAAGGUACUAUUUCUGGGUUAGCGGAGUCUGUAACCUGAAGCGUCUGUGACUUGAAGCGUCUGUAACCCGAGGUACCACUGUAUCUCAUAAGACAUUUAGUAUGUGCAGUGCAAUGGUUAGGCUGGGAUCUCAGAGACUCUGGUUCAAAUUCCCUUUUGAUCAUGAAGCUCAGCCGGCGACCUUGGGAAAGUCACUGUUUCUCAGCCUAAACUACCCUACAUGGUUGUAGUGAGGAAAACAUGGAGAGGGGAGAACCAUGAGCUCCUUGGAGGAAUGGUGGGAUAAUAUCCAUCUAUCCAUCUAUAGGGCCCACCAUUUUUGUCCUACUCCAUUUGCAGAAGGUUUCUGGCCAUUUGUGUGGGCUUGUGGGUACUUUCUGCCUCAAGCGAAAAUAUCUCCAUGCCGAUUUCUCUUGGGGCUCCUGGUGCCAAAUUUACGAAAGCGCCAGAUAUCUCUCUCCUCCUUUUGUAGGUUUUAAUGAAUAGCUCCAGUUGAGCAGGUGCAGUGGAGGACCAGAAAUGACAGGGCUUAAGGGAUAAAUGUAGGGUUUAUGAAAUGUAACAUAUUAAGUGAGAGACGUUUGCUGAGGGAUUUAGAUUUCUGGAUGAGCCGGAUUAAAAUAGGAUUUAGCAUUUUGUCAGUUCAAAAAAAAAAAGGGGGGGGAUUAAGUGAGUGAAGACUUUCUCCCCAAAGCAUGUGUACGUAAAGCUUAUCAAUAUUCCCAAAUUUAUAUUUGUAAAUGCCUAAAAAUUUAAAAAGCCUGUCCUUGACAUCUUCACGGACAUAAAUUCCUUCACCCUGAGCCACUGAGCUCUUUUCUAUCCAUAAUAUAUCCACGGUGCUUGCCUCGUUAACUGCAAUAAAGGGGUUUCGUUUUAGGGCAGCGUACAUCAAGUAUGGAAAUAGUAUAUGGCAAAAGAAGUAAAAAGGUAUUGCUCUGAGGGGGUGGGAAUCUCGUUUAAUUUCACUGACACUUGUAAGGGUACUAAAAGUAUCUAGUUAUACUUGUUGAAGAAUUCUAGAGUGUGUGGGACAAAUUGGUACUUGAAAUACAGCGAGCCUUUUAAGAAGAGGUGUUUCUGUAUUGUUCUUUACUCUUUCAGGCCACCCGGAAAUCUUCCCCUUGGUCCUCACGGAGAAAACUCAGGAGAUAUUUAAUUGCCGUGCUGACAUCGAUGUCACGGCAGAAAACCCUCACAAACUUUUGAAGAGAGAGGACAUCAUCGAUGACAUGAAAGCAAGAGCUGCAGUUUCUGACUUCCAUCCUUUCAAAAAAAUUAUCUUAGUGAGUUACCCUGUCGGGGCAUGUUGUAUACCGGGGGUUGUGCUGGAAUUCGGUAAACUGAUCGUCUAACUUCAUUUCACUUAAGAUUUGUUACUCCUCCUGGCAAACAAAGUCCUUUUGAGCACAAGCUUAGAAGUGGCUGUGAUGGAGGCAUGAGGUUCACAAAAGGAGUGCCCAACAUUAACACGGAUUGUGGUGUAUGUGUUGCCCACAACAGUUUCUCUGGUUUGUAAAUGUACCUAUGGGCCCCAGAAAUGACCCCUAGUAUAUGGUGUGGGAUGAGCAGUUGUGAUCUAGAAAGAAAUCCGUUGCAUUGGCAGGCAGAGGGCAUUCUAGAACGUAAUGGGAAGAAGGAGGAUACAUUGAGGAAGAAGCUUAAGGGACCCUGCUCCUCUGAAGCAGUUAGUGCUAGACCAAAAACGUAAGCGGAGAACCUUCCAAUCCAUCAGUAUUAAAGUGAUGUCAUAGAAUCGUAGAAUUGGAUGGGACCCCAAGGGUCAUCCAGUCCAACCCCUUGCAAUGCAGGAAUCUAAACUAAAGCAUCUAUGACACAUGGCAAUCCAACCUCUGCUUAAAAACCUCCAAGGAAGGAGAGUCCACAACCUCAUGAGGGAGGCCGUUCCACUGUACCAAAAUGAUUAAGGUUUUAAAUGACAAUUUUAGUGAUCAAGAUUUAAUAUAUAUUUUAAACUGCUGCUAUAUCUGAAUUGUCUCUGUUAUACCCAAUUGCAAUUCAAUGUAUUCCUGUUGUGUUUUAUGAUUUUCCUGAUAUUGUAAGUGAGCUGGAACUGGUCAGUGACCGUAAUAAUAAAAUUAAAAUAAAAUUCAAGUCUUGUAAGGAUUCAACCAUUUAAUAUCCAUUAAAGCAUGCCUAGUUUUGACAGGAGAGAUUAUCGUUUGGAGAAUGUACUGGGCCGUUCCACUGUUGAAUACCUCUUACUCUCAGAAAGUUUUUCCUGAUGUUUCGUCGGAAUCUCCUUUCUUGUAACUUGAAUCCAUUGGUUCGAGUCCUAACCCCGCAGAGCAGGAGAAAACCAGCUUGUUCCCUCUGUCAUGUGACAGUCCUUGAGAUAUUUGAAGAUAGCUAUCAUAUCUCCUUGGUCUCCUUUUCCCUAGCUUAAACCUAUCCAGCUCCUUCAACUGUUAGUUAUAGUUGGAUGUAGAAAUCAUUUAAAACUGCUUAAAACUUUUCAACUGUUUGUAUUCACACAGGAAUAUCCUGGGGAAGAACUUCUGGUAGUCUUUGACAGGGAAUUAAAAUAUGGGCAAAUAUUUUAUCUUAUUGCGACUGAAGAGGCCAAGGAAAGCAUUUUACAUGUAAGGCAUUUAAAAAAAAAACAACAGCAUUUAUCUUUAUUUGUAUCGUAUUGAUACACUUUGUAUUGAUACCUUUGCAAAUAUUUUUCCUGAUAGCCUCCCGAGCCAGAGGAAGAGGAAGGGGAGGUCAAAGAGGGCACCCCAGAAGAAUAUGUGUACAAGCCUCCUGUGUGGAAACCUUGGGUCUCGCUUGGAAGUGAAAAAGAAAUUGAAGAAGAAUCGGUUAAGGAAAGAACGACAAAGGUCAGUCUUCCUAACAGUGUCUUAUACAGUCGUACCUUGGAAGUCGAAUGGAAUCUGUUCUGGAAGUCUGCUUGACUUCCAAAACGUUUGGAAACCAAAGCGCGGCUUCUGAUUGACUGCAGGAAGCUCCUGCAGCCAAUCGGAAGCUGCGAAAGCCCCGUCGGACGUUCAGCUUCCAAAAGAACGUUCGAAAACUGGAACACUUACUUCCGGGUUUCGAUUGUUCGGGAGCCAAGACAUUUGAGAGCCAAGGUACGACUGUCUACUUUAAAUAACAGUCUUAAAUAUACUAUAUUUUUAAAAGCAAUAAACUGUAGGAUCCUGGAUUGCCCAAUUUUGACUAGAAAUCUUUCAGAUUUCAAAGCCUGAGUAGGGAGUGGAUUUAAAAAGCAUCUGGAAAAACAAAAACCUAACUCUCACAGAAUCUUUGCUAGCCUUGGCCAAAGUGUGGAUUUUAAGCAGAGAAAAUGAGGUGGUAACCUGUGAAAUACUCCACAGAAGAGGACCUGUGGAUGUGGAUGAGAAGGUUUGGUGAGAAUACUUGAGACUACUCCACCAACAAACUGGUCUCAUAACAAGCACGUCCCAAGAGUUCAGUUGUUUCUUCCCAUGGGGGAAUGAUGAGCAUGUUGAAAAAUGGUCGUAAAAAUCAGAUCAAACACAGGUCCUGUAAGAGAUCUUAAAGAUCUGUUAUUCUCUAUUUUAUGGCUGUGUGCCAUACCCUCAAGACAAUGCACAGUCAAACGUAUAAAAACAAGAGUUUCCAUUGAGAAAUAUUUUGGCUGAAAUUUCAGGUUAAAUAUAAGAUUUCUCGGCGGCAGAGAGAAUUUGGGGCUCGGGUUAAAUUUCACAACAGAAACGCUUCGGCUGACCCUAAACAUGGCUACGUGGAAUGUACGAGUUAUUUCGAUAAGAACUUUACCAUUCGGCAGCUUGAGAAAAAUGUUGGCACUCAGGUUGUCCCGAUAGUAGAAGAAACAGGAACUCAAACAAAAUGGUAAGUAUAAGACCCUUUUUUAUAUAUUAAAAAACCAUUUUAAAUAAUUUAAAAAAAGAAACAAUGCCCCCAUUAAUUUCGGGCCAGGAAAUUUUCUGUCAUCUGAAUGGAGGGAAACCUAGAAUCAGGCACCUUUCACUUUUUAAAAUUUACUUUCAAGCAGAGCAGUAUGAAGCAGAGUGCGCCAUUUCAGAUUAUUUAUUUUUAUUACAUCAUGCCUUUCUUGCCUGAUGCGGUUCAAGGCAACAUACAUGGGCUUCCUACUUGGCCGCCCAUCCAGUUACUGACCAGACUUAUACCUGCUUAGCUUUAACAAGGAUUGCUAACCACAUCAUGCUGUUAUAGCACUAGCAUAGCACUUUAAUAGUCAUGGCUCCUCCCCACCCCCCCAUGAAUCAUGGGAACUGUAGUUUGUUGAAGGUGGUAGGGACUGUAGCUCUGUGAAGGUUUUCCUAACAACUCUCAGCAGCUUUAACAAACUAUAUUUCCCAGGAUUUCUUUUGGGGGGGGGAUUGGGGGGUGGAAUCCAUUACUGUUAAUGUGGUAUAAUAGCACUUUAAAGGUAUGGUGUGGUUGCUAUAUUAUGCAACUUCAGAUCAUUCCCAGGGAUAUGUCUUCUGACUAUUACCUGAGAUUAUGUACUUCAAACAUCACUUCCUGACAAACGACUACAUUUUCUUUUGUGAGGAUGGGACUAGGCACAAUAUUAGAUGGGUCUAAUGCAAAAAAAAAAAAAGUUCUUCUCCACUCCUCAUAUUUUUUACUACUAUUAUUCAUUAUUUAUUAAAUUUGUAUACCACUCUUCACCCAAAGAUCACAACAUAAAACUACAAAAUGCGGACACAAAAUACAUAACGAAACAAAAACAAACUAAUACCGCCCCCCAACACAUUCAAAAGGCCAUAGAAUGUUAAUCAGCUAAAGGCCUAGUUAUGUAAUGAGGGCACCAGGCGAGCCUCCCUGGGGAGAGCAUUCCACAAAUGGGGAGCCACCGCAGAAAAGGCCUGUUCUUGUGUUGCCACCCUCCGGACCUCUUGUGGAGGAGGCGCAUGAAAUCCUUCUCUCCGCUGCCACUGGUGAGCCAGGUUUGACAGGUCCAAGCAUGGCUUUGCCUGCCCCACAAAUGAUGUCUUACAUGCCUUCAAGCGUAGGCCUAGUUAGGCCUACAGGUCAGAGAGGCUGCCCACAGCUGGUUUAGCCAGACUUACCUGUGUGCUUUCUCAUCUCCCAUCAGUAACAGAUGGUGCUGUGGAGCAGGAAUGCGGGAACACUGGGAAAUGCGUGGCAUACACAACUCUGGCUAAAGGAGGAAACACUCUGUGAAGUUUCAUCAAUUCUGCCUUCAUUGUUUUGGAUUUUCCUUUUUUCUUCCCAAAUUUUUCUGAACAGUGUGUUUUCACUCGCCUUAGGACCUACCCCAAAAAUGCAACAACGCAGUAUUUUCCAAGGGACUUUUCAGAUGAAGAAAAAGAAAAGUAUUUGUCAUCGGAAGACCUGAAAGACUUCAUUGUCUCUGUGGCUUUAAGGUGAAAUAUCAAGGUCCACUGAAAGUUCUGUAUGGAGACGUAGGCAAGAUUUCUUGCAGUCAUAAAGUAUCAGGAUAGGAUGACUUGAGGAAUACUCAGCCCAAGAAAUUAUAUAUAAAACUGUUGAUCUUGAAGACUUCUGCUUUCCCUCCUUAGGGUUCUUAAUCUUUAAACCAGACAGCCCUUCAAACAGGGAACUGUCCUCUGUAAAGGUGGACACAUGACCACUCUAUAAAGCACUUGGACAUAUUUUUAUUUGCAGCAUCUUGAGCAGCUCCUGGUGUCAUGUAGAAUAUGUCUUCCUCUCAAAUGUGUGCCCUAAGAUCUGUGUAAUAGGUCUGGAGCAAUGUUUCCCAAACUUACUGGUAGGUCUCCAGCUUUUUUGGACCACAGCUCCAUCAUCCCUAGUUAGCAAGACCAGUGGUCAGGGAUGAUGAGAAUUGCAGUCCGAAAACAGCUGGAGACCCAAGUUUGGGAAACACUGGUCUACAGUAUCAAAUAAAGAAGCCAUGGCACAUAAUCCUUUCGUGCUAGUGACACUAUUUUUUAAAAUUAAAAGUGCAUCUUCCCCGAAAUAACAAAUCUACGCUAUACCACGAUUUGAGAUGCAGUAUCUGAUUUUUUUUAUUAAAAACAAAACAAAAAAAACAUGUCCCCGUUCCAGAGUUGAAAUAGCACUGCAGCAGAAUGAGAUCCUGAAUGCCUUCUUUGACGACUGGAAAGCCCUUGCGGAAGACGAAAGUGGCUUUGCAGGCAAGUCCGACGUUUCCCUCAAGGAGUACCAGUCAUUCACAGACCUGCAUUACCUCAAGGACAGGACUGUGAGCUGCGUCUGCUGGCACCCAACCAUUUAUGGUAAGGUUUGCAGAGCGUUCGGUUUGUGGGCAGAAACUUUGUGAGGGUUGUUCUGAAGUCUUGGGUUUAAAGAUUAGCCACUGUGCCCAUUCCACUGGCCCUUUCUCUGAACAAAUCAGCAGCACAAAGGAAAAUGAGAUGAGGAAAUAUUUUGUAACGUACUAGCACAAGGGUACUCAACGUGGUGCCCUUCAGAUCCUGUUGGAUCUCAACUCUCCCAUAAGCUCCAGCCAGCAGUCAAUGGCUAGGGAUGCUGGGAGUUGGAAUCCAACACAUCUGGACUGCACCACAUUGGCUACCCCCGUUUUAGCAAACUUGGGUUACCUCACACUAGGCAAGCUGUAACAGAAAUGAAAGUGAAACGGAUGUUAUUGCUGCAGUCUCUUAAGAGUCAAGCUGCAUGUUAACACCAGUGACGUAGCAUGGGGGGCCCACAGGGUGGUUGCCCCAGGCCCAAAAUUGUUAGGGGCACAAAAUUUCAACACCCGGCACUGCCUCAAUACAGGUGUGGGCUUCUGUUGAAAAUGGCUUCUCCAUGCAAACCAGGAAGUGAGCUCUCCAAACAAUGGAACGACUUCCUUUUCUUAUUCCUGAGGCUGCAACUCUUGGGUGAUACAGACACUGUUAGGCCAUUGAAUGUGCAUGUGUACUCGCAUCCGUCCCCCCCCCCUCACAACCCGCCUUCCACACGGCCCCGGGCACCGGCAACCCAUGCUGCUUUAAGACUCCUGCUGCAGGCAGGCUAGAGCCCUGAGCAGAAGUGCUCCACUUAAAGCAGUGUCUGUAACGACUAGAAGACUGUGGGCAGAGUAGACAAGAGAGUUGUUUCUUCACUGCCACCCCCACCAUCGCAUUAGGUGGCCCAGAAACUUGAUUAGUAAAAGGCUGAAGACAGCCAAAAGAAAAACAUCUAUUCACGUAACGCUUGUGGAAUUCACUUCCAUCAAGAAGUGAAGGUGAUGAUUAGCUUUUAGGAUUUGUACCUCUUCUAAAACACCCCUGGGCAAUUCUUGCCGCAAUUUCUGACAGCGUGGUUGAGUGUGGACAUGGACCACUUUAAACAGACGCAAAGUUUUACCCUUGCAAAAGGUGAAAUGACAUUUGUCUUCAAUCAGGGAUUAUCGCAGUGGCAGUAACGGAGCGACUGUCUUACGAGGAGCGGGUGAACAACUCUGGGCGACUGCUCUUAUGGAAAGCACCAAUUCUCUUUUGGAGCUUCGCAGACCCGAUUCACCCCCAGGUAUUUAAAGGAGGGCUUGGGUGUUUCUGAGGUGUUUAAAGAACAGAACCAAUAAUUUCAGCAUAAGACUGUCCUCAGAUCUGAUCUAUUCCUCCCUGGAUAUUUAUGUUUUCUAGCUGAUGCUGGAGUGCCCUGAAGAUAUCUACUGCUUUCAGUUCUCCCCAAGCAAUCCCAACAUCAUUGCAGGAGGCUGUAUAAACGGACAGGUUAGGAUUCCAUUACUUUUCAGCUACUUAUUUGCAUUCACAACAUACCUCUUCUACAUCGGUAUUGUGGAAUAAGAUGCUCCGGCAGGUUUGCAGAUAUUUGAGGGACCAGCAAGGGCUAAGGCCCAUGCAGGGUCUGGUCAUUCUCAUCUAACCCUCAAAAUCUGAGGUUGCCAACCUUUUUUGGGGUCUGUGGUCACAUUUGCAAACUAGAGAAAAUGCCAGGAGCAUCACAUACAUGCCACAACCGAGCACACACUGCAACCUGUUCUUUUGGUGACAGCAGAAUGCUUCCUUCAAGCCUAAUUUCAGCACAGGAGUAAGAUCCUAUGGGUGCCAGGGAAGACCUCUGUGGGUCCAUGGGUGCCUGGGGGCGCCGCAUUGGCCAAGCCCUACUCAGAAUGCUAACAUUGCCUACUUGAGUACUUUGAGGCCUCACUAGAUGUUGCAUCACACCCUCGUUUGGAUAAUUCAGGGUUUAUUGAAGUACGCCUGGAAUCCCCAUGCCACUGUGUGGGACUCCUCAGUACCGGAGACAUGUUAAUGCUUUUUUAAAAAAUAAAAUGAUUCCCUUUCUAUUAGUACAAAACAGAUUUCUCCCCGUGAGCUCAGCUGGCCCUCUCUGCAUAUUCUGUAGAGUCCUAUUCUACCCUUCCAUCACGUGGCACAUUAAAGUGUCCAUUAAAACAGGACAAUCUGCCUUCUAACGUGUCGUUUCCCCUCUCUGCCCUCCCAUUCCAGGUUGUACUGUGGGACAUUUCAGCAUAUGAAGAGAGGUUACGAAAUGCGAAGUCCGGUACAGGCGGGAGCAAGAAUACCACAGUUAACAUGGUUGGUACUUUUAAAGAUUCUGCUUUUAGCGUUCCGUAUCAUAAAUUCCUCAAGGAACCACUGAGAAUUGCUUCACAUUUUCUUCUGUGCAUGGAUGAAGUUGCAGGCUUUCCAGAGCACUCGUUUGUGUGCACACAAGGGUAACAUAGGAAUAAGGGGCUGGAAGUGGCGCAGAUCCACCACGCUCGCUUUCUGGCAGGUGGGUCGCUGUGGCUUGCCAGAAGGGGAGAGGAGGUGGCGGGAGAGAAGCUAGCAUGCUGCAAAUGCCCCGCCAGGAGCAUGAGAUGGGCUGUUUUGGUGUGCUCAUGUCACACUGACGUCCCUUCCCUUUCCCCUCUCCUUUAAGCAACAGCAGCCCACCUGCCAGGAAGCUAGUGUAACUGCUCUGCUCCCUCCUCCCAGCAAGAUGCUUCUGCAAGGCACCCCAAAGCUACAGCCAUUAGCAAUUUCCAUUUUUGUGACCACCAGGGAAAGUGAAUGCCCAGUUCCCACAUUGCAUUUGUUUAUUGCAUGCAGUUGCUCCACACUUCUAGGUGGAGAAAAGUACCAUAGGCCUGAGAAUGUACACAUUGCACCGUUUAUUAUAGUUUAUUGAAGAAACAAGUGUUCGAAAUUUGUAAUGAUCCUUUCAAGGGAUCUAAAAGGGACUAGUUCAGGUGUAAAAGGAAACUGUGGCUUUUAGUUGCCCCUGAAAAACAUACACUCAUACAACAUAGAAGUAUUACCCUAUUUUUCUAUGUAUAAGUUUUCCCCCUAAAAAAUAAUGUCAAUCUUCCCCCAUUUUCUUAAAUCUGAGUCUCCAAAAAUAGAGGGCAUCUUAUACAUGGGGGCGUCUUAUAGACGGAAAAAUGUGGUAAUUUUUUUCACUCAGUUCCUAGAAUAUGGGCUAGCUAGAUAGGUCAGGUUGUAUCAAUGAAUUCUUGGCAGUCCCCCCCCCCCCCAGAUGUAUCCAAAAUUAUUCACUAUGUAAACAGGAAUGGCAAGUGGAUGCAGGAAGCAAUGUCCACCAGGAAAGCAUGGAAAAACUAGAAAGAGCUGGGUCAUGCAGUGGAUGCAAAUGAUAGCUCAGUCGGUAGAGCAUGAGGCUCUUAAUCUCAGGACCGCAGGUUCAAACCCUGUGUUGGGGGAAAGAUUCCUGCAUUGCAGGGGGUUAGAUUAUAUGCAGGGAGUUGGAUAACAUAUGACCCACGUGUCCCUUCCAACUCUCAACAUUCUACGAUUCUGUCAUGUAUGGAAAUUAGUGGACACUAAUUUGUGUUCAAUUUCAGCCAAGUUUCAUGCUGGAACAACAAGUUGGGAAGGAGCCGCACUUGGUGAGAUACUGUGCAGUCUCUUCCAUUGAAUAUGGCCAUAAAUCAGUAAUAACAGAUAUACAGUGGUUGCCAGAGUUUUUUGAGGUAAGAGUCCAUCGUAAGUAUUUCAUAAUGCAAAAGAGAAAAAUUACAAAUAAUGCCUUAUUUGUUACAUCUGUAUUACUGUCUGGGACCAACACAGUGAUCUACACUAAGCAACCCAUGCAUAUUAAGCUCAGUAUUAAUUACCCAUGUAGUUUCAAAGGGCUGCUUCACACCAUACUACUUUGUUUUGUUUUGAUGAACGAGAUAAAUUUAAUUAUUGCAUAAAAAACUCUGCAUAUGCUUGUAACUCGUGUGUGUGUGUGUGUGGUUUCCCUUGUGCCCUUUAAGAAAAACGUUGUGUGAUAUGGAUGUUGAGUGUGAAUUUCUAGCCUGUCCUCGUUAUGACAGCGGCUAUAGAUAAUUCCCGUGUUCCAAACACUUUUUACAUACAUUAUUUCAACAACCCUUUCAACAGCUUUGUAAGGUAGGCCAAAUGAUCGUCAUGCUGCAGUCGAGGGGGUAUGGCAGUGGUUUGUCUUAGGCGGCCUAGUAUGUUUAUGAAACAGGCAAGAUUUGAAUUAGGCCCCAUCUGCUCUAUACAUUGACAGCAGCAUCAUGCCAGUUUAAACCUUCACGGCCUCCCCCAGAGAAUCCUGCGAACUGUAGUUUGUUAAGAGUGCUUGGAGUUGUUAGGAGAUCCCUAUUCCCAUCGCAGAGCCGCAAUUGUGUUCUUAACAGCUGGAGGGCCACAGUUUCCCCAUCCCUGCUGUUGAGCAUGCCUGCUUCAAAGUACUUGUAUAGCUACUGCAUUUUGUAUUUUUGUUUCUAAUAAACAUUGUUUUACUUGCUAUUUCUAAGGUCAACAGAAUGGGCACUAUGUUUGAAAACAGAGCUGGAGUUUGUGUACAGCUUGUCACCUGCUCACCAGACUGGUAAGUAUUUCUUCUUCUUCAAGGUUUAUUACGCAAGGCCCAGUUAAGCUGUUACAAUCUCCGACUUUUAAACCAUGGUUUAUUGGUCCAGGAAUGAGUUGUGUGCCUGCAGGCUCCCUCCUUGCCCAUCCUCUUUGCUCCUGCUCUCCUGGGGCUUGCUUUGGCAAAGAUAUCCCGAUUUCCUAAAUCACACUUUCCUGUGAUACCAUAACCAGGAAAGUGUGGUUUGGCAGUGUCUUCAAACAGAUUGUGACUUCUGAACCAGGUUGAUAAGGUACUGUCUUCACUCUUUCUUCAAUUCCCUCUAUUUCUUUUCAUUGUUUGGUGUAACAACUACUCCUUUUGUGUAAUAACUACAGAAUACCAAUAGACGAGCGAAGAGAAUCCUGAUGUCCCAUACUACCAAUUAAGCUGUUGAAAAAUGUUACCUGCAAGGUUUCGCUUUAUGGAAUCUUGCAUAACUUUUUUAAAAAAACUUACUUUAGCACGAGCAUUUUCACAUAAGAGUAUUCUUCAGCAGCUCCAUUACCAUUGAGUUUGCACAUGCUGUGGAGUGUCUAGAUGUUAGAUUUAGUGUGUUGGCAAAGGAAGACUAAGAGCAGGAAAGCCUCUCUCUUUCACACUGGCAUUCGGAAUAGUCCUCUAAAUAGGAGAGGCUUCAGAGACUGAUUUGCAUUACCUUGCCCCCCAUGUGUUCAAGGUUAGAAUUUGUGACGUGCACCCAAGCUAACCACAGCCAGCCUGUCACGUAUGGAAAACCCAUCAAGAUGCUUGAAAGAUAUUUUGUUUCAUGCUACCUACCUGAAAACUGCAAAAAGAGGAUUAUCAGAUAGCUAAAAUGGGCUGCGUUUGGCUGGGAGGAUGAAUCACAAGUUGCUCAGGGCUGGGUGAGAGUAAGAAUCCUCCCCUUUUAUUGUACAUUAAUCAGUGGAUUUAGGGUUUUCUUCUGCUCAUUUUGGAUUUGAUAUCCCGCUUUAUCACUACCCGGAGGAGUUUCAAAGCGGCUAACAUUCUCCUUUCCCUUCCUCUCCCACAACAAACACUCUGUGAGGUGAGUGGGGCUGAGAGACUUCAGAGAAGUGUGACUGGCCCAAGGUCACCCAGCAGCUGCAUGUGGAGGAGCGGGGAAUCGAACCUGGUUCACCAGAUUACGAGUCCACCGCUCUUAACCACUACACCACACUGGCUCUCGUUUUACUUCACCACCACCUCCCAACUUGACCUGUUUCUGGUUGGCACCCCAGUAGUGACUCACCUUUUACCCUGCCAGAUGCUCUCCGUUUGUAGCUUAUUGUAAUCCUUUUGACACCCCAAGGGGCUCCUUUUUCUGUGACAUGUUUACCGGAUGUAUUCGGCUGUUCCUAAACAACUGCUAUCUCACUGAAAGCGGAUGAGGCAGGCUGGAUCUACAACCUAACUUUUAUAUCAUUGUCUAUUCCUCCACAGCACAAUAUAUUUUUGGGAUCUUCGAGCCCACAGGCCUACUCUCCAGCCUUCAAGUGAGAAGAAAAAGGAGGAUAAGCUGAUUUUGGCUCCGCCUGAUGUGCCUACUACCUUCAAACACCUGGAUCUCUGCUGGAGGCCUCUCAUUAAGGUAUGGGGCUGUGAAUUUAGGAGAGCCGCCAAGGUAUAUUGAUAGGGAUGAUGUGGCUACAGCAUAUAGUUUUAUUGUUAAUUUCUCCACCGUACCUUUCAAUCUCCUCAAGGCACUGAGGUUUCUCUCUGAGCAAUCUUAUGUUUCGGGAAAGAAUUAUUUAAAAUUGCAUGUUCAAAUUGUCCCACUCUGCAGCAGGUGGAUAAACAUGAUUUAUUUAAAAACAAGCCCUACCCAAUCCACACGUUCCAAAAGAAAAUGCAAACUGAAACGCAGCCAUUCUUCGAAAUUUGCACAGCUCUGAAUUUCGCAGUGCAAUUCUCCAGCCGGGGAAUGUGUACCCAAAAAAACUGCAUCCCUAGGGUAAAGUGUGCAUUCGUGAAAAUAGCAGGCACAAAUGCAUUAUUAUGGAGGGAAACCUGCAUGGAAAAUGGUGUAUAUUAGGCAAAAUGACAUAGGAAAACGUGUUCAUGGGGAGAAAUUCAUAGUAAAAUGCUGAUGAGUACACAUAAGGACUUUCCUUUUUUAAAAGAAAAUGCAAUCUGAUGUGGAAAUGGAAAGGAACUGAACUUAUGAAUGGAAAAAUGAUUUGGACAGCAAGUCCCACAGGGACUGAUGGGAGUCGUAGUCCAAAUCGCCCGGCAGGCACCAGGUUAGUGAGGGCUCGCGUGGCACAACUAUCGCAUCUGACCUCUUAUCUCAGCACCACUGAAUGUGUAAGCUGCCUUUCUGUCUGGUCACACCGGAAAGUUAUGUAACUUUUAACUCAAGUUUCUUUGUGGAGUAUAUGGUCCAACACUCUUUGUAUCUUAAAACAGGUGAACCUGCCCAAGACAGAUACAGGUGCAGAGUACAGCCCUAUAAAACUUAGCUUCAGAGAAGAGCAUUACCAUACCAAAAUUCAAGGUAUAUAUAUAUAUAUAUUUACAUUAUAUAUACACGCAUUAUAUAUAAAUAUGGACUGAUGCCAGCACAUCUCCCUCCACCUGGUUUCUACACCAUUCAGGGUUGCCCCGAACCCUCUGGGGAGAGGUUUGGGAGGGGGCACAGGAAGCUAAGCUUUCUGCUUGCAAAACCUCUGGACCCUACACUAUACCUGUAAUGUGGGUGCUUAUUAAAUCUACUUUUAGUGGAGAGAGGGAGGGAGCUAGGGGUGCAAACUUGAAUAUAAAAUUGGGGGCCCAGGUACACCCCACCCCACAUAAUCGAUCACAAGACAUGUCACACACACACCAUUUUAAUGGCAAUGCUCAUCAACAGGGGGAGGCUGAUUCCCUCAAAUAUUUUAUGGGGGGGUGUCCUUGUUCCCUAAGUGUUCGAGAGAGCACAUUCAUUAAAUGCCAUACAUGCUUCCCUCGGGGCAUGUCUAUUCGCCGUAACAUAACCUGGUGAAAUUGACAGCAAUUUCUCUCAUAAAACACGGAGAAACAUACCCAUUGAGGGUGAUAGAUAACAAUUCUCUAUUGAGAACUCCUCUAACUCAGGGGUGGCCAACUCCCAAGAGACUACAAACUACUCACAGAGUUAAAACUGGCAGUGAUCUACCCCCUGUUUUGGGGGGUUCAGGUCAAAUUUGCUGAGGUAUUUUUGGGAAGGGCGAAAGCCCAGUUUUUUAGGGGUUCAGGGCAAAAAUGUUGAGCUUUUCUUAGGGGAGACAAACUUGUUGAGCUGCUUUGGGGGAGCCAGUGAUCUACCGCAGAUGUCCAGUGAUCUACCGGUAGAUCACAAUCUACCUGUUGGACGUGCCUGCUCUAACUGAAUAAACUGCAGGACAAUGACAAUUCUGGAAUGUGGAUUUCCCACAGCUUGCCACGAGGCUUUCACCUUCUGCCCACCUGAGCAGGUGGUAGAUGGUAGAUGAAAGGCAUUAAUUAAUGGGAAUGAUUGCUGUGCUUAGUAGUUGUUGUUUUUAAUGCAAAACAGGUAAAAACGAUAGCAAUGAGUGAGUAGGAAUGUGGAAAGUUUCGAGAGUUUUUGUUUAUACGAUUUGCAUAGUGAUUUUAUCCACAUUCUUCCAAAGACAAAACACAGCCCCAAGUCAAACAGGAGGCACUUGUGGAAAAGCUGCCAUAUAGCGAGAUACAGGCCACGUCCAUGAAACCUCUGAAGCUGCUAGAAAAUGUCACCAGCAGCUUUUUUGUUGGGACUGAGGUAAGUUGGACAUUUGGGUGUACAAUUGUUGUUUACGGUGGGGGAGCUAAGAGAAGGAAAAGUAAUAACCACACCAUAAAGUGUUUUGUUUUUUUCAAAGCGCCUCUUAAACCAUCCCAACAUUUCUUCUGCAUUCUCUCAGUUUGCGGCCCAUCGUAAAAACAAGGCAUCAUGCAGGAAAUUGUUUUGAUUUUGCAAACACUUUUGUAUGCUUCAAAAGAGACCAAAGCUCAGCUAAAAAAAUAAAUAAAUUGUGACCAGUAUUUCACUUUAUGGCAUUGCAGGAUGGUGAAGUCCUUUAUACCGACUGGAAGAUGGAGAGAGAUGGGGACUCAGGAAGACUGCUCAGUAUGCUUUGAAUUUCUCUGGGUGGACAGGGAUUGCUGUGGGAUUUGGGUGGCUUUUGUUUUGGUUUUUUAAACUAACCAAGGACAACACAGUUCUGAAAAAAAUCUGCAUGUAACAGUUUCUUCAAUCAAUGUUAAUGUUACUCAACUGAACUGAGUUUAAUAGGAUAUAGUAGUGAGUUUGGCAUUAGAUAGGUGUUGCUGAGUAAAAGAGAGAGGGAGAGGUAGAAAAGGCGAAUAAAUGCUGAGAACACUACUACUAGCAAUGGGGCAUGGGGGAUAAAUUCAGUUCUCUUCGCAUUUCCAAAGCAAGAGUUAAAUCAAAACGAAACCACUGUUGAAAAUUUACACUUCCCCAAAUUGUGCUGUGUAGUUUUCCAGCCAAGCGAUGCUUUAAAAAGUGCAUGUCUUCAGGGUAAUAUUGCUUUGCCAAAACAUUUAUAUCAGGAGAAAUCACAUGGGUAUAUUGGCAGAAACUCCUCACAAAUUUUCAUAUGGACUUUAAAUUCUCUUCGCACACUGCAGCAAAGGUUUAUUACUCAAGGAGAUACAUGCAUGUAUUAUUGUGCUGCAGGGUUCAGAUGAGAACAGAUUAACAGAGGAUAUUUCAAAAACUAGAUGUAGGUAAAGGAACUAGUUAGAUUAGGUUCAGGGGCGAUGCGAGGGGGUUGCCUAGGUGGGAUGUCUGAGUCCUGGGAAUUUUUUGUGCAGGGAGGACCUAGAUUUCCUGACCCUCCUUUAAAAAAUAAACAAAAAACUUUUGAAAAACUUUGCUUAAAGGGCAGCAGGGCACAUGGCAAUGUGUGGGGCUGGUAAGACCCAAUCUACCUUCUUUAAUUUGCACAGAGGAACUAUAUGUAUUUGUGCAAAUAUGUGGCAUAUGGACCUGUACUUUGAGGCCAUAUUCACAUCUGCACACUUAUGCCACUUUAAACAAUCAUGGCUUCCUCCAGAAUCCUAGCAACUUUAGUUCAUUUUGAGUCCUGGGACUUGUAGCUCUGUGACGGGUAUCCUAGCAGUUUUUCUCUUUAUCCUGACCUCUUUAAAAGGCACAGAAUAGUCACUUACCAACUAGUUCAACACCUUGCAAGAGCCAGAUAAAAUGUGACAAAGAGACAAAUGUAUGCACAUACAAAACAGAGUCUUUCUCUCUCUCUCUUACUCAUAAGGUCAAAAGCCAUCCAACACGUACAUCAUCCAUGAUGGACUUGUCCAUACUGUACAGAGGUCUCCGUUUUUCAAAGACAUAAUUCUCACUGUUGGAGGCUGGAAUUUUGCAAUAUGGAAAGAAGGUGUCACGGUAUGUUCCUCUGGAAUGGGAAAUCCUUAAGAAAGGGGUGACAAGUCCAUUCCAAAUGUAGCACAAGGUGAUUCAGAAAGGUGUAAGGAACAGGUAGGAACGUGUUUUCAGCUGUUUGUUUGGGGGGGGGGGACAUUGACCUGUUUACCUAUUUCCUUUGAUAAUUCUUCAAGAGAAGUUUCCUGCGGAUUGUUUAUAUGUAUAUGACUCCUCUCAGUGAAUAUAACAGAAUAUUUUAAAACCAGCCAUGAUUCUCUAAUCAAGAGCUGUUAUAGCUCAAAACAUAUUGGAUAUUUUUUGCAAGAAACAAAAACAUGAAAACACCCCUAUUACUUGCACCUGUUUGAAUAAUGCUGUGCCCCACUGAUUCAGGACAUACUGAAGGAUAUUCUUCAGUUCCCCACAGGUGUAGAGGUUUCACUAUUUCAAUGUAUAUGCAUAAAUUCAUGAUGCAAGCGUAGCUUCUUCUGCCAGCAGAGUGGAAUUUAUCAGUGAUGAAUAUCUGAUGAAUUUAUCAAUUUAUCAUAUCCUCAUGCACCUGCCAUAAACUGAGGAUACAGAUCCCCAAUAAAUUUCUAUUUUAAUCUUCCUGUAUUCUUCAAUUGCGGUUAAGCUACCCAAAUAUAACAAAAUCCUUUAAAAAGCACUCUCACGUAGAAUUGCAACUGGUUGUACAAUGUGUAAGACUUGUCAACAUAAUGAUUAAAAGUUGAUGAAGAGUUUAAUGGGGAUUUCCCCGCAGCUCCCAUUUUAAUGGGAUGGGAUGGGAAAAGGCAGGAAUACUCAAAAAAAAGACAGGAAGAUGGAAGUGUUAGGUGAACAAUUUUAAUCUGGUAUUUGUUUCAUGCAACUAUUUUCCUUUUGGCUUUGCUUUUUUAAUGAAGAGCGGUCCCCUCCUUGAGUCAAGUUGCACAGCAAAGAGAUACACUGUUGGGCACUGGUCCUUAUCAAGGCCAGGUGUUUUCUUCAUUGGGAGAGAAGAUGGAAAUAUUGACAUUUGGGACCUGUUGGAGAAGACUCAUGAAGCGUCUCAGACCCAAAACGUCUGUAUUGCACUGAUUACUUGCAUCAAACCCUGGAUUUACUCUUGUAUGUCAGUGUACCGUAUUUCUUAUUUCCUUACUUUGAAUGUAACUUUGCAGUGGGUCGGCCAGGUUAGAAAGAAAGGCAAUGUUUAAAAAAAGGAAGGCAAUUCAAAUGGACAUAACUUGUAUCACAUGCACAGUUGGCCAUAAGAUGGCAAGGGAAAGGAAGAAUAGGGAAAGCAGCAAUGAAAUUUUGCCUAAGUCUGGUAGUCUAGCAUUACCCUCCGUCUUCAGCAGCUGAAAGUGGAAUGCGUGUUGAAAAAAAGGCCUUGGGUGAACUACACAUUACAAGCAGAUGCAUGAAACAGAGUCCAGGUGCCAUUUUUUAAAAUAUGAAAAGCUGCUUCAGGAGCCACUCCCAGGUGGCUUUCUAGGGAAAAUCAUUUCCUGACACCCCGUGUGGUUUCACAUUCCUGCUCUCCCCCUUGUUUUGUCAGCACCAGUUUCCAGCCUACCCAAAUGGCCUUUUAUUUUGUUUUUAAAUAGCACUGGGACUCAGUUGCACAUAUGUAGAACAUGUAGUUAGCUCUGCAGUCAGACACGUAGAGAGUUAAUCUUUUAUCUUUGGAUGUUAGAAGUCGUAACGUUUUAUUGUGAUAUUUCUGUACAGUAUGUAUGCACAAUGAGAUAUUUGCUCCUGCUUUUAGCUCUCUCGUGCCGAACCAUAGCUGUCAACCUUCCCUUUUUUUGCGGGAAAUUCCCUUGUUUCAGCGCCGUUUCCCGCUGCUAUCCCAGAUUGUUAGAUAUCCUGUAGACUGUCUCCGGGACAGGUGAGGCUACUGAUCCCUUAUUUUCAAAUCUGAAAGUUGACAGCUAUGUGCCGAACUCUGAACAAAUAGGCUUAUAAACUGUAUUUUGGGAUUCCAGUUUAAUAAGGUUUGGGGGAGGAGCAAAACAGGACAGGCAAGGUGGCUAGGAAGAACAUGCGAGAGAUUGAGUUCCCAAAUUGACCCUUACAGCUCAUUUGCUCUCUGCCAUAAAUACUAAACACAAAAAAAUCCUUCUGUGUUUUGUGUACAACUCCUUCUGCAUUCUCUGUCUUCUCUUGCAGCGAAGCAACACUUCUUAGCAGUAUCCGAUGACUUUGGCACCCUGCAUGUUUUGGAAAUUUCGUGGACAUUAAGCCACCCUUCCCUCAAUGAGGUUUGUAACAUGUUCCAGAAACUUGGCUGGGGAGUGGGGCAGGGGAGCCGCAAACAAGAUUCCUUGCAUGGGGUUCUAAGAGUUACAUGUUGUAGUUGGCUUGGCAUUGCAGGGGGUGGACUGGAUGACCCUUGGGGUCCCUUCCAGCUCUAUGAUCUGGUGGCAUAGCAGAAAAAAAUGGAUGUGCCAUUCAUUUAGACAAGGUAUGAUCGGAGGUGCAAACACAAUGGUUUGUUGCAUUUGUGUAACAGUCAUAUAUCACAAAGCUGGCAAUUGUGUAGUGAGGCUGGAAUAAUAAUAAUAAUAAUUUAUUAUUUAUACCCCGCCCAUCUGGCUGGGCUUCCCCAGCCACUCUGGGCAGCUUUCAACAAAAUAUUAAAAUACAGUAAUGCAUCAAACGUUAUGCAUCAAACAGGGCUGCCUUCAGAUGUCUUCUAAAAGUCUGAUGAUAACAGAACUCAAUUGGAAAACAGGCAAUUACCUUGGCCAGCCGCUUUGGUCGGGGAAGAAGACCUAAAUGCAGCCUCUGAUUGGCAUAACUGACAAACUUCUGGCGGCUGGAUUUAGGGAGAAACUACAUUACCAAGAAACUCAUUUGUUCUUUUCUUAAAUUAAAUUUUAAUCCCACUAUUCUUCUGAGCAGCUCAGACUAGGGAAGGUACAUGGCUUUCUCCCCCCCCCCCCCAUUUUUCCACACAUCUGUAAUAUGGAAACCUGGUUUGGCUCCCAUAGCUGGAAAUGGGGCAACUGUGUUUUUUUGUUGAUGGAUAUUUAAAAUGUCUCUGUCAUAAUCUAAAAAUGCCUUGGAAUAUCAGCGUUCUAGUGUCCUUCAUUACUUUGAGCGAGAAGUCAAACAUCUGGAGUUUUCUGAAAAGCGGCGAGAAUUCAGAGAGGAAGAAAGAGAGAAUAUGGAGCGUGAGAAUAUGAUGAAGAAAACGGUAAGAUUCUCUUAAAGUGACAAAAAAAGCUAGGAGUGCUAAGGUUUUGAAAAAUGUGCCUAUUUUUCAUGUAUUCUAUUUAUUUUCCAUUCCUUUAGUUUAUAAGCAGUCCAACCCUGUGCAGUGUAGGGCAGCUAAAUUUAACCAAAAUUAUAAUUUAAGGAAGGUUUGGUCUUCCUCUUCCUUCAUUUGGACGUUACACAAAACCAUGGUUUGUGAUAGCCACAGUUAGUACUAACAGUGCUUUGUAAACUGGCUUCAAUUAAUGGUUGGCUCCAGUGCUAUUUUUCUAUAAAAGGAGGUGCUGGAACUCACCAUGAACACCUCCCUUGUUCUCUUACAGUGGCGAUGAUGCUUACUUGAGGUGCCGGAACUGAGUUCUGGCUGGGGGGAAAAGACCCUCCACAAAACAUGGUUUCAGCAUUAAAAUAAGCAAUGGUUUUGCAUUGUGUCUGAACCCAGCCUCUGUGGGAAAUGCUUUUGGAAGGGCAUGUAUUGUAUGCCUUUGCCAAAAUGUAAUAACUAUAAUGUAAAACAUAAUAAACCAGAGAGCGGUGGGGAUUUACUGUUAUGUAGAGAUAGUAUUUGAAUUUGUAACUCACAGCCCACAAAGGCACAAACGAAUUUGUAACUCACAGCCCACAAAGGCACAAACGAUGGCAUCUGUACAAGGGCAUGUGACACGCCCUCCUCUAUGCCCCCCCAUCACAGAGAGGUCUGGAGGGUGGCAACAAGAAAACAGGCUGUCUCAGCAUGCUUUUCAUUAUGUUUUUAUCAUUGAUGUUUUGUAAUGUAUUCUUAAUGUUGCACACCAUCCUGGGAUAUUCUGAUAAAGGGUGGCGCUGUGGUCUAAACCACUGAGCCUCUUGGGCUUGCCAAUUAGAAGAUUGGCAGUUUGAAUCCCUGCGACGGGGUGAGCUCCCGUUGCUCUGUCCCAGCUCCUGCCAACCUAGCAGUUCAAAAGCACACCAGUGCAAGUAGAUAAAUAGGUACCGCUGUGGGAGGAAGGUAGAUGGCGCUUCUGUGCACUCUGGCACUCGUCACAGUGUUCUGUUGCACCACAUGACCCAGAAAGCUGUCUGUGGACAAACACCAGCUCCCUCGGCCUGAAAGCGAGAUUAGCGCCGCAACCCCAGAGUCGCCUUUCACUGGACUUAACCGUCCAGGGGUCCUUUAUUAUUAUAUCAUUGUCUACCUAAUAGGCUAUAUUUUAAGGCUUUGAGAAUUAACUUUCUCCCUCCAACUCAGAAAAUGUGUUUAUAACUUACCCCCUCCUUCCUUGCAGAGAGCGAUAGGUGGCCAGCGGUCAAGAGAAUUAAUGGAAGAACAGACAAAUCAAGAUUAUACAGAGUUUUUGGAUCUAGAGAAGACCAUUCUGACUCGUCUUGGGGUACUGAAGGUGCCAGACAGAUACGCCUCCAGGACCAACUAG